UAUGUGAAGCAGGUUAUGUGAAGCCUGCACUGCAGUCUAAAGCAAACAAGAGGGCCCUUUAAAAGAGGGUCAAAGGGCCGGGUCCGUCGUGUUGCCAGAAUAGAACAGACCCAGCUUCACGGCAUGGACUGUGUCACGACAGUUGACGCACUGUCUUACUGAAUGACCAUGGCAGUCGUCUCAGCUGUUGCAAGCAGAUUGUUGCAAGCAGCCGUCUCCGUCGUCCAUGGACAAAGGACAGCUGCCAUUGCCAGAUGCCGGGCUCUCUGUACUGUCGGGAGUGAUCACGUGGUUGCUAAUCAGCGGGCCAGGGAAGAUCUAGCGGCCAGCUAUCGCGGCCUGGACUACUACAGGAUGGGGGAGGGGAUAUGCAACCAUCUGACACUGAGGGCACCAGCUCGCAAUGGCAAGGGCGAAGUAAUGCUGCUGAUCCCCUACGGCAAGCACUGGAGUCAGGUGACAGCAAGUUGCCUGAUUGGAGUGGACAUACACACUAAGCAAGUGGUGGAAGGUGAAGGAGUCGCAGAGGACAGUGCGGUUGCUAUACACACCGCCAUCCACCGGGUCAAUGAGAAGACCAUCGAUUGUGUCAUGCAUGCCCAUCCACCCUACUCAACAGCACUCAGCUGUCUGAAAGACCCUCGACUCAAAAUGGUUCACCAAGGUAGCAUGAGGUUUUAUGGCAAAAUUGCCUAUGACAUGGAGUUCGGUGGCACCGGCGACACAGGCAACGAGUGUGAGAGGCUGGCCCAGAACAUGGCUGACAAAGAAGUCAUGGUCAUGGGUAACCACGGGAUUGUUGCGGCCGGCAAGUCGGCUGCUGUUGUCUUUGAUAACCUUUACUACUUUGAGAGGGCUGCCAUGUUUCAGGUGUUAGCUGAACAAACAGGCAGGGAGCUGGCCGAAGCCAGUGACAAGGUUGCCCAAGGUGUCACCGAUUACUACACCAAGAUCGGGGACUUCUUCAGAAUUUGCCACUUUCAGGGGCUGAAAGAAGUGCUGCAAGGCAAAGAGCCCGAUUAUCGCUCCUAGGCUCGCCUGAGAGGCAUUACGCAAACAGAAAUUCAGCUCAGUUCUCCUAAGGGCUAGGAUUCUAUGUUUGCCUGAGGUAGUGUGGUGGGCUAAUAUAGUUUGGGCAUAGUUGGACAUUAAAAAAGAUGUAAGACUAAUCAUGUAUUCUCCUAUCAGCUCUGUAUCAGGUAAUCUUUCUUUUGUCUGAAAGAUCGAAGUAUUUAAAAGAAAAUUCCAAUGAUGGUAUUGAUGGUAUGAAAGUUUCUUAAUGACAAUUAAAUACCGAGCCUGUUUCAUGUAAAUUUUUGAUGUGUUAUGUUAACCACAAAGAUAUAUUAUUAAUGUAAGAUACAUUGGUAAUGAUCAAACCCAUAUAAAUAAUCUGCUGAAAGAACUGGUGUAAAUCCUGGAAAAAAAUCAGCACAGUGAAGGAGAUGCAAUUGGAUAUUCAUUAUUCAAUGUGCAGGGAAAGUAAGACGUAAGGUAAGUAAGACGCAAAUCAUUUUGCUGAACUUCUUAGCAUUAUGUCUGACAUUAUAAUUAUGUACGUGGUUGCAAAAAAUAUUGACAUUCGUACUAUUGGGACUUCUUUUUUUUGUGAAUCCCCCUUUUUCGGGAGUGGUGUGGGGUCGUUUCUCGAAUACUAUUAAUUCAGCAAUAACUGUGUAACUUGUGUUAGUAAUGUUGAUCAUUCGUCAAUUUUAGAUUAAAUAUACAGGAAUCAAGGAUUGCUCUAGGCCUA
Messenger RNA from Acanthaster planci (crown-of-thorns starfish), 1753 nucleotides. RefSeq lists its product as uncharacterized. The record is from RefSeq and is a predicted model, not a curated record. Gene Ontology annotation, molecular function: actin filament binding. Lineage: Eukaryota; Metazoa; Echinodermata; Asteroidea; Valvatida; Acanthasteridae. Gene Ontology annotation, cellular component: cytoskeleton.